Molecule: messenger RNA, 4858 nt
Organism: Thamnophis elegans (Western terrestrial garter snake)
Lineage: Eukaryota; Metazoa; Chordata; Lepidosauria; Squamata; Natricidae
Gene: BNC1
Product: basonuclin 1
Exons: 5
Coding region: 150-3035 (961 amino acids)
Biological process (GO): regulation of transcription by RNA polymerase I
Cellular component (GO): nucleus
Source: RefSeq, a predicted model, not a curated record
CAGACGAGGGCGAGAGACCAAAGGCUAAGGAUGACUCUGCCUCUUUUGCUUGUUACAGACAAGAAUGUUUCCUGGUGGCUCUUUGUACAACUCACAGCGGAGGGGAUGGGAAAUACUUGUAUAGCUCUCCAAACACAUGCCGCGUAAGAAUGUCGGAGGCCAUCCGAUGCACUCUGGUAAACUGUAGCUGCCAGUGUUUUAAGACUGGAAAAAUAAACCAACGACAGUGUGACCAAUGUCAGCAUGGAUGGGUAGCUCAUGCUUUAAGUAAACUAAGGACCCCAAACUUAUACCCAACCAGCCAAGUGGAAAUUGUCCAGUCCAAUGUGGUAUUUGAUAUAAGCAGCCUCAUGCUGUAUGGGACUCAAGCUGUUCCUGUCCGUCUCAAAAUCCUCCUAGAUCGUCUUUUCAGUGUCUUGAAGCAAGAAGAGGUCACACACAUCCUCCAUGCUCUUGACUGGACACUUCAGGACUACAUACGGGGUUAUGUUUUACAGGAUGCUUCAGGAAAGGUCCUGGAUCACUGGAGUAUCAUGACCAGCGAAGAAGAGCUGGCUACCUUGCAGCAAUUUCUGCGUUUUGGGGAAACCAAGUCCAUUGUGGAGCUGAUGGCCAUUCAGGAGAAAGAAGGGCAAUCCAUUCCUGUCCCCACGACCACAGCCAGUAUGGAUAUUAGGGCCUUCAUCGAAAGCUGCAAUCAGAGAAACUCCAACCUUUCUGCUUCUUUGGACAAAAUGCACCCCAUCCACGUCCAUCACUUCGAAAACGUGGUCAACAACAUGGCGUUUAUGCUGCCCUUUCAGUUUUACAGCCCCGUUCCACCACCUCUGAUCGGUUCGCUCCCGGAAAGGCUCUUGGUGGAGUCCUCUCAAGAUCACAGUCCUGACUUAAAACAAGACGACUACAUGCCGUUUGCUGAAAACAGUUUCUUAACUUCCAAUCCAUCGUUUCAACCAGAAAAGGAGAAGCGGACCAUCAGCCCGGACCUCACUUUGAAACUGAAAGAGGACAUGUCACCGAGUGGUUUGAAAACUCAGACCUCCAAACCGGAAGCAAGCCAGGUAUCUCCAGAAACUAAGAUGAAGUCAGUGGACAAAAACGGCGCCGGAAUAAGGAAAGGGCGCGUUUUCUGUACAGCCUGUGAGAAGACCUUCUACGACAAGGGCACUCUGAAGAUCCACUACAACGCGGUCCAUCUGAAAAUCAAGCACAAAUGCACCAUCCAAGGCUGCAAUAUGGUUUUCAGCUCACUGAGGAGCCGAAACCGUCAUAGUGCCAACCCCAACCCGAGACUUCAUAUGCCCAUGAACCGAAACAACCGGGAUAAAGAUCUCCGCAACGGCUUGUCCCUCCGAGGUCUGGAGGAGAACAAAAGGACCGAUUUUAGCCUUUUGCCUCCCGAUCACAGAUCGGCUCCGAUCUAUGGGAGUUCUGGGACCGAUGCCAAAACCCAGCCGGGUUUUCACCACAGCGGGCACAACGGUGUCCUCUUCCCCAAUUUGAAGACGGUGCAACCUGUGCUCCCCUUCUACCGCAGCCCGGUCACCCCGGCCGAAAUAGCAAAUACCCCAGGUACGCUCCCUUCUCUGCCUCUGGUUUCCUCGUCUGUACCUGAACCGCAGGGCUCCAGUGAGUUGCCCUUCGACCCCUUGCCUAAGAAAAAAUCCCGUAAGUCUAGCAUGCCCAUCAAGAUAGAGGCAGAAGCUGUUGACACCACUAGCCCAGCUAAUGAAGUGGCCAGUUCAGAAGACGAUGGGACUCCCAAGGCGGUAAGUGAAGGGUCGGUGGAGAUGGGGGUGUCUAGGAUAGAAAAAAAUGCCAAUCCUCACACGGAAGAGCAACCUCACUCCGAGGCGUCCGUUUCCAAGGAUGGAGGGCUCAAAACUUUGCAGGCUGAAAGGGACAAACUGCAGACCAAGCCAGACCAAGACAAAUCGCGAAGAAUAGCCUCUUGCGAACACGCAUGCGAAGCCUUCAACCAGCACCACGACGUCACCAAAGCAGCCUCUGAGCCCUACAGCUUCCUUAGAGAACCGCUGAAUUACCGGAUCCCCAUCAACAGCUGGCCCGAACUGCAUUACCACUUGUUGAGUGGGAGCAGUUUCAACACGCUCUCCGACCGGAGUGCGGCGGUCCCUGAGUUUGAAGGGUGUAAAGAGAUGGAUCACGGCCACGCCCAGGCCCUAGGCCUCCCACAGGAAGACACCCGCUUUUGUUGCGACAUCUGCCUGAAGACUUUCAAAAGCCCUUACAGUGUCAAAAUGCAUUUUAAAAACGUGCAUCUAAAAGAAAUGCACACUUGCGUCGUGGAGGGUUGCAAUGCCGCGUUCCCCUCGCGUAGAAGCCGAGACAGACACAGCUCCAAUUUAAACCUUCACCAUAAACUUUUAACGAAAGAUCCUUUGGACCUCAACAAGAACCAUUUCAACGCCAUCGAUCUCUUGAAGGACAUGGCCAAAGACGUUUGCCCGGAGGCCUGCUUGAAAGGGCAUCUGGAGCAGCACACCUCGGUCAUUUUCAAAAGCACAAACAGGACCGGCAGCUUGGUUUUCCCCAUGAGCAAGAUCGCACAAGCCUGUCCCGAGAGCUGCGGGCACGACCCCAACGAGGGAGCCAUUCUGGAUUUAAGCACCACGUCUAGCGUUAAAUCGGAGAGCGGCACUCACUCCUCCUGGGAUUCGGACGGAGGGAAUGAAGAAAGCCCUUUAGAGGACAGCAACGAAAGCUGUGAAAGUAUCUGCUUGACACCCAACGAAGAGCUCUACCAAGACUGUUGCCCGGUGGAGACCCCUAACCCGAAUUUUCCAACCACCCCUUCCUGCUUGCCCAUCACCUGUCACCUCUGUCAAAAAAGCUACAGCAACAAAGGGACGUUCCGAGCCCAUUACAAAACCGUGCACCUCCGUCAGUUGCACAAGUGCAAAAUCCCCGGCUGCAACACCAUGUUUUCUUCCGUUCGUAGCAGGAAUCGACACAGCCAAAAUCCCAAUUUACACAAGAGCUUGAGCAGGUCACCCCACAGCCCCCUGCAAUAGCUGAGUUUUUUCAAGAGCAUUUCAGUUGCGGUUGUGUUCUAUUUAUCAUUUCAGCGUCUUCCUUUUUCCUUGUUAAGCAUUAAGGAAAAGAGGCGCAUGGUUUCACUGGCUUUUCCAUAGAUCCUGUCCCAGAAUAUACGAGGUGCAAUACCGUUCUCGUUUCCGAUGCACCCACCCAAGGGGUUAGGGUUUGUUUUUUUGCAGACUGUAAACGUGGAUGCCAAUAUAAUAACGAGAUACAGAGCUAGCCCACAAUUAGUCCGAUUUCCCCCCCCUCUUCACUCUUUAUCCUCUCUUAUAAAACAAAGACCAGCUUGUGACACCAACGUUUUGCAUUUGACGCCCAGAUGCCAUUUCCGGCACCAGUCCUGUCUUCGUUUUAACAUCUCAGAGAAGCGUUGCCAAUUUUUUUUAACUACCGGUUCGGGUGUUCACACUCGUGCUCCCACACGACCCUUCUGUGCAUGCGCAGAAGGGUCGUUGGCGGGUGGGCGCAGCCUCCCGCUGCCGCUACUACUGGUUCGGCCGAUCCGGGCCGAUCCAGCAGCAACGCACCUCUGAUGUAGUUCCUCCCGCCAGCUGACUUGACAGUAUUAAAUGAAUGUGGCGAUUUCCCCAUAAUUUAUUAUUGUGUGCCUGGGAACGGAAAGGUGGCAGGUUUAAGAAAAAGAGCAGCUUUUGAUUCUGGAGUUCUUGGUGGCAGUAGACAUUCUGUUUGAAGCCCCAUUAUUCUGUUCCGGCUCAGUGGCUUGUACAACUGUUCUCACCACAUUUGAAAACAGGACAAUUCCACGGGUUUUCUUGUCUCUCUCUGAAGAAGAGAGUUGGCUUCAAGAUGGGCCUAUGAACUGCCAGAUGCUAAACCCACUCCGCAGUUCUUGGGUGUCUCUUGAAACUUAUUUCCAAGGAACCCCGUAUCUUUUUUUUUUUUUUUUUUGCAAAGGAAACAAACCCUGGAAACAAUGCAAGUUCUAAUUUUUUUUUUGGGAAAGAUUCUCCAUUGACUUUUGAGAGCAUUUGGCAUGAAUUCUAUACAGGACCAGCGAAACCUGAGAUGCAUUCAAACACUUUGAACCACAUGUCGGACAUUUUGAAAUGCAAUGUAUAGUUUUACUGCACUUUUUUAUUGCUAUGUUGAGAAAAAUUAAAUCCUGGGUUGGUGGGGGGGGGGGAAUUGAAUUCGAGAUUUUCCAGAAUUUGGCAGGAAGCGACGCGACGGAGAGAAGAUCUAUGAAUAUGAAUAGAUAUCUAUCUAUUGUGUUGAUGUACAAUGCCAGGCUGGGGCAGACAACCGAUAUUUUAUUACGACAUUAAUCAGAAUCGUCCACUGACUUCGAUGAUGCUCUGUUUUGUAUUAGCACAUUGUUUCGUAUAAGUGAAUAAUAUUCCUCAUCCUGGUCAUUAUGCGUAUCACUUUGGUAUUAUGUCUUAUGCACUUAACAGCAUUGGAAUUGGUCUUACAUUUUAUCGAAAGAACACUUUUGUUCUAUUUCCUUUUCAAUCAGGCAAUAGCAUUCCCGUGGUUGGGUAUGCCCUGUGCAACUAUGUUUGGUGAAAGAACUAUGAGCAGUGAAAGCAAUUCGAAGAUAUAUUUUUUAUCACUAAACCUUUGAAUGAUAAAGGAGGAGAGCCUGAUACUGAUAUGUGCAAUAGCAUCCAAUGGAGGUCAAGGCAGUUAGACAUAGAAUUCAAGCCCACCGUAUCUUUUUCCAUUGAUUUCAACUCUCCUUUUUAAUUUCCCUUGUUGAUGAUGAUGAUGUUGUAAAAUUGCUCCCGUCUGAUGUUUUCUUACUGUUCUGCCAAAGUAAUGCUGUUUUGUAUUU